AUGGCGGCUCCUACGCAACUUGCUUACCGUACCCUCAAGGGCAUUGGCAUCAUGGAUGCUGCCCCUACUUAUGAGGCUCUGCCGGGCUUUGCGAGACCUGAGGGAAACCUCCGCUGUAGCUCUUACUCUCCGUGCGGCCGUUAUUACGCAUAUGCAUCUCCUGAAAAGGUCACCAUUGUCGACGCCUCCUCGGGCAACAUGGUUUCGACCAUCCCGGCUGAAAACGUGUUCGAGCUGGGAUUCUCCCCGCUUGGCACCUAUGUUAUCACCUGGCAACGCGCCAGCAAGGACGAGAAUGGCGAUGCGACAAAGAAUCUUAAGGUGUGGCGCGCUGUUGAGAGUGGAGACGAGCACACUGUUGUGGGCAGUUAUGUCCAGAAGUCGCAGACAGGCUGGAACCUGCAGUACACCCCGGACGAGAAGCUGUGUGCCCGUGUUGUGACCAACCAGGUCCAAUUCUUCCAGAGCGACAACUUGUCCACCGUUUGGAAUAAGCUGCAUGUUGAGGGGGUGGCUGAUUUUGCCCUCUCGCCGGGAAAGACUCAGUCCAUUGCCGUGUUUAUUCCUGAGCGUAAGGGCCAGCCUGCUGCUGUUAAGGUCUUUAUUGUGCCGCAAUUUAAUGCACCCGUUUCUCAGAAGAGCUUCUUCAAGGGCGACAAGGUUCAGCUGAAGUGGAACUCUUCUGGCACUACCUGUAUCGUCCUUGCGCAAACUGAGGUCGAUCGUACUGGAAAGAGUUACUAUGGCGAGACUACUUUGUAUCUGCUCAGCGCCAGUGGGGCUUUCGAUUCCCGGGUGGAUCUUGACAAAGAAGGACCCAUCCAUGAUGUGAGCUGGAACCCCAAUUCCAAGGAGUUCGGUGUCGUCUACGGCUACAUGCCUGCCAAGACCACCAUUUUCAACCUGCGCGGUGUGCCCAAGCACACCUUCCCUUUGAGCCCACGGAACACCAUCCAGUUCUCUCCUCAUGGUCGAUUCGUCCUGGUUGCCGGUUUCGGUAACCUGGCAGGCCAGAUGGACCUCUAUGACAUGGAGAAGAACUUCCACAAGAUUACUACUGUCGAGGCCUCCAACGCCAGUGUGUGCUCCUGGUCCCCCGACGGUCAGUACAUCCUGACUGCCACCACUAGCCCGCGUCUGCGCGUUGACAACGGCGUGCGCAUCUGGCACGUCAGCGGUAGCCUCGUGUACAACGAGGAGAUGACCGAGCUCUAUGAUAUCACCUGGCGCCCCCAGACCAUCGAGCAGCACCCCCUCGGUGACCCUUUCACCCAGCUGCCCGUGCCUCACCCUUCCGCCACCGCCUACCUGAGCACCCGCAAGGCCCCUGUCAAGUCUGCCGGUGCCUACCGCCCCCCCGGAGCCCGCGGCCAGCUGACCCCCCCUCGCCUUCAAGCCAUGAACGGCUUCGGCAAGCCCCGCCGCCGCGAAAUCCCCGGCGCCGAGCCCGCCGAGGAGUAUUUGCCCCCGGGUGCCGCACCUGGUGGUGGUGUCCCCCUCCCUGCAGGCGCCGACGAGAAGCUCUCCAAAUCCGCAGCCAAGAACAAGAAGAAGCGCGAGGCCGCCAAGAAGGCCCGUGACGACGAGAACACUGCUCCUGCCCCCGCCCCCGCCCCCGCCCCUACCGGCCCCAGCCCCGAUCGCAACCGCUCGCGUGGCAAGAAUGCUCCCGCCGUCAACGGAAAUGGAAACGCUCCCAAGCGCCCCCCCUCGCCUCCUCCUGCCCCCAUUGGUCCUAUUGAGCCCUCGGCCCAGGAUAAGAAGAUCCGCGGCCUGCUCAAGAAGAUCCGUGCCAUUGAUGAGCUAAAGAUGCGUCUUGCUGGUGGUGAGAAGCUGGAGGAUACUCAGAUGAAGAAGAUUCAGACUGAGGAUUCUGUGCGUAAGGAGCUUGAUGCUUCUGGCUACACUGGUUGA
Penicillium atrosanguineum is the source of this 1914-nucleotide messenger RNA. RefSeq names its product translation initiation factor 2A. Lineage: Eukaryota; Fungi; Ascomycota; Eurotiomycetes; Eurotiales; Aspergillaceae. Bases 1 to 1914 code for a protein of 637 amino acids. The record is from RefSeq and is a predicted model, not a curated record. The transcript has 6 exons. Gene Ontology annotation, biological process: translational initiation. Gene Ontology annotation, molecular function: mRNA binding; tRNA binding; protein binding. Gene Ontology annotation, cellular component: cytosolic small ribosomal subunit.